Messenger RNA from Diospyros lotus (date-plum), 5527 nucleotides. RefSeq lists its product as uncharacterized. The record is from RefSeq and is a predicted model, not a curated record. Bases 331 to 5190 code for a protein of 1619 amino acids. The transcript is spliced from 11 exons. Lineage: Eukaryota; Viridiplantae; Streptophyta; Magnoliopsida; Ericales; Ebenaceae.
GCUUUCUUCUCCCUCUUCUUCCCCUUUCUCUCUUGCUUUCUACAUGUGAAAGAUUGUGCAUUUUUACUAUCUGCAUUCACCAUGGCUUGACAUCUACUCUUCUCUUUCUCUACUGAUUAAUAAUAAUCUCUGCAAUCACAGAGGCAAUUUUCGCUCUGCUCUUGCGUGCCCUGAAUCCGUGAAUUUUUCUUGUCAAUCUCGAUGAUCGUGUUCGUCAAUUGAUGGCAUCGGCUAAACGGAAGGACCGAACCCUCGACGACCUCUACACUCUCACUCGCAAGAUUACGCACCCGGAGGCAUAUCACCCCAGUGUUGAGAGGAACCUUUCAGAUGCAAGGGCCAGCAGACGAGACUGAUUGUGACAUUCAGACAAAUAUGGUCUUGUCUCAAGAUGAAAGAGGACUGGGUAAGCAUUCCAAGAGCCAGAAAGUCUCUGUUGGAGUAGGGUCUGGGGCGUGCAACGUGUGUUCCACUCCUUGUACAUCUUGUUUACAUAUAAACCAAACUAUUAUGGGGUCAAAGACUGAUGAGAGUUCUGAUGAAACUUUUCAAGGAAAUGCUGGUAGUCAGUACUCUGUUAAUGAUGCUCUGCCUGUCAAAAACAGUGCAAGUGACACUGGACAGCAUACUACCAGUGAUACAAGUUACUUAGUCAGUGUCAAUUCAAAUCAUGAUUCUCUAUCUGAAAAUGAAGAAAGUAAAGAUCGAUUGAGAACUUCUGAUGUUUCUGGUGCAUCCGAUGACAUUGAGAUGCAUAGAAAUUUGUCAAUUGGUGUCACAGCUGGGGAUAAUGGACCACCUCCAAAUACCCCAUGCAGUUCUGAUCAGAGAGCUUCUGUGAAAAAGAUUGAGGAUCAAAGAGUUUUAGAAGUCCAUGAAGAUAACAUUUCUUGUGUUAGUGGAGGUAAUGAUGCAAGCAAGUUGCCCAGUUAUGAUAAUGAUGUAAGCGUAGACAGAAAAGAAGUGCCACAGAGUGCUGUUUCGGAUGAGUUUUCUUCCCAACGGAUAGACUUGAUAGAAAUUCCUUCCUCUAAAGGUAAGGGUGAGGGUGUUAGCUCAUCAAAGGUACCAAGUACAUGCUCUUGUCCUACUGGUGGCACACCUCAUUCAUGCAACCUGUUUGUAAGGGAUUUGAAAGAGGAUUUAGGCAAUAGUCUCCCUGCAGAGCUGCCUGAAUUCUCAAAGGAACAUUUGAGUUCACCAUUGACAAAAGAGACCACAUCUGAAAUGGUUUGUCAACAAAGAUCUCCCUCACAUACAUGUGGGGAAACUACUGAUAGUAGUCUUGUCAGAGGCAUUUCUGCAGCCUCGCAAAAAGUUUGUCUCAACAUGGAAGCUGAAACAGAAACAAACAAGGACAGUUGUGACAUGCCUGUAGAAGCUGUGACUCAUUCAGAACAAGAGAAAGAAAAUGUGAAGUUCAAGGACUCAUUUGGGUUACCUAAUGUGCAAGAACCUCUUUUGCAAUCCCAACCUGAAGAUGAUUGUGAUGAAUCUGAUAUUUCGGAACAUGAUGUAAAAGUUUGCGAUAUUUGUGGAGAUGCUGGCCGGGAGGAUUUACUGGCCAUAUGCAGCAGGUGCAGUGAUGGUGCAGAGCACACCUAUUGCAUGCGGGAAAUGAUGGAAAAAAUUCCUGAUGGUGAUUGGCUUUGUGAAGAAUGUAAGUUUGAUGAGAUCAAAAAGUCGAAUCAAGAUAAGAUUGCUGCAGUGGACGGGAAUGAUGCAAAUCAAUCACCUGGACUUGCAAGUGCCCUGAAUACCAAUCUCCCUGUGAAGUUUGACAAAAAAGAUUCAGAUCAGGAGGGGAAUAAAACAAAUAAAGAAAUGCUUAGUGUAAAAGCUUCUGUUAAAAGACAUGCUGAGAACAUUGAAGUUUCUCCAGCAGUGAAAAGGCAGGCUCUUGAGUCAACUGCGUCACCAAAAACAUCUAGUCCCAGCAGAAUAUCAGCACUUUCUCGUGAUUCCUCAUUCAGGAACCUUGAUAAAGGAAAAGUGAAGCCAGCACGCCAAUUAUCUACUGGUACUUCCUCAAUCAAUGAUACUUCUGAAGCUGCAUUCUCUUCUCCAGGUCCAAAAAUACAGACAUCACAAGGUACCCUGUUGAAGUCUAAUUCGUUCAAUUCAACAAAUGCAAAACCGAAAGUUAAACUUGUCAAUGAAGUUGUUCCUCUAAAGCAUAAAUCAGCUAGAGAUCCUGUUUCCCUUGAUAUGAAGGAGGGUGCUGCUCGAUUGAUAGGCAAAUCAUUGUCAUUUAAAUCUGCAGUCCCAGGCCGUUUAAAUCCGUCAGAACCGAAAGUUAAGUUGCUAUCCCCUAAAUUUUCUGGCCAGGAUCUAAAAGGAUUAAAGCCAGCCAAAGAGUGGAACUUACUUGAAAAGAGAAAUUCAUUUAAACUAGAACGUUCUUUGGCAAGUUCAGCCAUUGGGAACACUGUUGUCUCUACAGUGAAAGGGGAUAAAAAAUUAGCAUCUCAUGGUGAAAGCUACUCACUUCCUUCUGUAAGCAACAAUCGUGAACCAAAGGGUGUGCAAUCUGACAGUAAACUUACUACAUCGACAAAAUCAGCUAGUCAUGUACCUCGCAGAGGUUCGGAAAUGCCGGUUCCUUUAGGUGAGAUUAAGAAGCAGUCCUGCUCAUCCAGUGUGGCUGGAGUUUCAUCAGCCAAUGGAAUUAGUGGUUCUGCUGAACAAAAACCAACACAAACUAGUGUUCUGCAUGAUUCAUCCCCAAGUACUUUUACAGCUGAGAGACCAUCCUGUAAUGCUAAUGAAUCAACAAAUUCUGGUGAGAGAACGAGGGAGGGUUCUGCUGGUUGCACAAGGCCUGGCAUUACUGCAGGUGGAAGAAAUGUUACCUGUCAAAAAUGUAAGGAAAUCGGGCAUUCGGGACAAUCUUGCCCUGUUGACAAUCCUCGGUCACUUCUUGGUGAUGUAUCUGCUACAAGAAGUUCAAGAGAGGUGAUGGAUAAAGGAGGUAAUAAAUUGAAAGCUGCAAUUGAAGCAGCAAUGCUUAAAAAGCCUGGGAUGUACAGAAAGAAUAAGAUGCCUAACCAAUCUGAUGAGUCGUUGAUAUCUAGCAGAAACUUAAAUUCUGAGCUACACCCUCAAGAUCAAUUAUUAACUUCUAUUAACACAAACAACAUUUCUCCUUCCAAUGAGGUACGUGAAGGGCGAGGAAUACUCAGGAAAUCUACUGCUGAAUCUUGUAAACAAACAACUGUUAACAUGAAUCAGUCAUCGGUAUUUCAUUCUGAAGCUGGUAGUUUGAAAAAUGGAGAUGCUAGUCCUGUGGACCCUUCUGAUGGCAAGCUUUUCUUAAGAGAUUUACCCUGUGAUGCUUUGGGGGCAUUUUCUAUUCUCUUGAAGAUGUCACCUGUACCAGAGCGUGAAUAUAUUUGGCAAGGGUCCUUUGAGGUUCAGAAGAGUGGGAAACUCCCAGAGUUCCAAGAUGGGAUUCAAGCACAUCUAUCAACUUAUGCAUCACCUAAAGUUCUUGAAGUUGUGAAUAAGUUUUCUUCAAAAAUUCUCUUGAAUGAGGUGCCUCGCUUGAGUACAUGGCCUAUACAGUUCCAGGAAACUGGUGCUAAAGAAGAAAAUAUUGCUCUUUAUUUUUUUGCCAAGGAUCUUGAGAGUUACGAAAAAAGCUACAAGAGUUUACUGGAGAACAUGAUGAAAAGUGAUCUAGCGCUCAGGGGAAACAUUGAUGGUGUUGAAGUUUUGAUAUUCCCAUCCAACCAUCUUCCUGAUAAAUUCCAGCGUUGGAAUAUGUUGUACUUCCUUUGGGGUGUACUCAGAGGAAAGAAGGUGAAUUGCUUGCAAACUGGAACUGGUUCUCCAAAGGAGUAUUCCAUAGAGCAAGAUCUCCCCACUGCGAUCUUGUCUUUGCCAGAGAGCAUAUGUUCACUUGGGCCUGUGGAUGGGAAUUUACCUGUGCACCCCAAAGCUUGUAAUGUUACACUUGCGCCCAAGAGUUCUACCUCAAUGGAAUCACCCUGUUUAUCAUCUGAAACAGUAACUGGUGAUUAUGAUACAAAUGCAUCUUCCUUUGAACCAAAGGGUCAAUGCACCCAAACAAAUGCAGUGGGGCGAGACUCUAGACGAAAUGCCACUUCCUCGCCCAGGACACAAGGAACCGGCUUGCUGUCAUUCCAAAAAAUGAAUUGCACCAGCCCCUCCCUGGAUGAAAGUGGUGAUCCUGGACGCAAAUUAGAAGUAAUACUUCAACCAUCUGUUCAAGCUGCUGAAACUAUUAGUAGUUCCAGGAAAAAUGACAAGAUGCCUAUGUGUCUGGAUGAUGCCUCAGAUAUUCAACAGGUUUCAUCACGCCCUUGUGAGAUACUAGGUACACAUAGCAGUAGAAAUGAUCAGGUCUCAUUUGAGAAGUUGAAGGAAGAAGAGGGAUCGUUGGGCUCACACACUGUACUCCAGAGAAACUUGAUAGUGGGGGAUCAAAGCUGGCAGGAGCUCACUAAUUGGCAAUACAAUCAAGAGAAGCGUCUGAACAAAGAUUCUACGUGGACAAGCUCACGAGUUUCUGCUGGUGGCAGUCAAAUGUCUUCUUGGGAUGAUGUACAAAUUAUUUCGCCUAAUGAAGGAUUUGCAAGUAAGAAACAGAGAACUGGUUAUGGUGGGUUGUAUGUGUCCAGUAGUUCUAGGGCCACACUUCCACUCCCUUCCAGAGAGAGUUUCCUGUCAGAGGUGCGUGAAAUGUGUGCCAGUUCUCUGACCAAGGAGCGGGGAAUAGAAGCUUGCGAUCAAAGAGGGGUAUCCAGAAACAAUGGGGCUGCUGAAAGGUUCUUUUUUCCUGUCGAUCCACAUCCUGUAAUAGACUUGACCUCUGAUGAUAAUCCCAUCUCCUGGAAAGAUUUGUCUGCAGAAGACAGUCCAGAUGGGGCGCCCGAUCUUGACCUUGCUCUAGGCGCAAAAAUGAAACCGGCAAAACAGGGGAUGCUGCCCUUUUUAGUGGGGAAAGGAGAGCCGAAAGAUGAACAGGGCCAGCGUGGGGCAGAGAAGGCGGCAACGAAGGGAAAGGAGGACGAUGUCUCUGCAUCUCUUUCACUUUCACUUUCAUUCCCAUUCCCAGACAAGGAAGCAACCGUAAAGCCGGGAUCGAGAGUGGAGCAGCUGGUGCCAAGUAGGCGACAAGCCAACAACCCCUCUCUGCUCCUCUUUGGGGGUUUGUCAGACAAGUAGACAGGAGGCAUAAGGCGAUUCCACCGUGUAUGUACAUUAUAGAGAUCCCAUGGCGGUGGCGCCAGUGGCGGUGGCGGUGGCGGUAGAUCUAUACCGGAUCAUGCACAAUGAAUGAUCUUUCCAUGGGGGUUUUUUCUUUCUUCUCUUUACAGGAUAUGAUCUCAAUCCAUGUGUUUAUAGCUCAUACAGGAUUUCAUAGUUUUCUUCUCUUUUUCCCAGUUUUCAUCCUCCCUCCCUCUCCCUCUCCGUUGGUUUUCAGUGCAGCUGUUUGUAAAUAUAGGGAACGAAAGCCGGACCAACUUCUUUCCUUUUAAAUGCUAUCAGGGAUUUGCAGACA